GCGCGCGCGUCACCCCCUCCCUCCUCCCCCGAGCGAUGCCCCCCGGCGCCGAUCCGGGGGCGCCCCCGGCCCCCGACCCGCUGGCCCAGGACGAGAACCUCAUCGGCAAGUACCACCUCCUGAGCCGGCGCCAUGAUGAUGUUACCCAACAGCUGUCCAAGGCACAGAGCCGCAUCGCCGAGCUGAACCAGCAGCUGAAGGCCGCCCGCGAUCAGGCCGCCCUUCAGGCCUCGGCCGAGGCCGAUCGCAUCCGCCGCGGCGAGAAGGCCCUCCGCUUGGAGCAGGAAACCAGCAGCCUCCGAUCGCGCAUGGAGCUCCCUCCGGCCGCCGCCGCCGCCGCCGCCGCCGCCGCCGCCGAUGCCACCGCCGACCCCGCCGGACCCGGCACCCUGGUCACCCUGCCGUCUCUUCGGCCAGGGCGCCCGUCUUCCGGGCACUGGCCAGGCUCCGGCUCCACCCAAGCCGGCCCCGGGCCCGGACCCGCUGCCGCCUCCACCCCCUACGACUAUGACCCGCUCGGGGCGGCCACCGCCCGCGCCGGGUCCCAGUGGCUGGCCACACAGCGCUCGCCCGUGGCCGGUCCCCGGUCCGCCGCCUGGACCCAGCCCCCAUCACAACAGCCCCACCAGCAGCAGCAGCAGCAGCAGCAGCAGCAGCAACACCCAUACACAUUCUCGCCCUUGGCCUCCCCAUCGGCCCUCUUCUCGCCGUCGCCCCUCCUCGGGCCGGACCCCUUCCUCGGGGAGGACCCGCCGCCGGGCCCGGCCGAGCCGCCGGCCCCACCCUCCCCCUGGGACCCGGCUGCCGCCCCGACCGGGCUCCUGUGGCCGUCGCUCAGCGAAACGCUCGGCCUUUGGCACCAGGCCGGCCGCGAGGCCGCCCACCAAUCCCUCGGCAUGCUGGCCCUCGAGGCCGGCAUCGAUCCGGCCUCCGCGCUGGCUGUCCUGCACGAUGCCCCGGCCCGGGGCUACACACGCCCCGGCCCGGACCAGCCGGCCCAGCGCCUGGACGACUCGACGGCCCUGCUGCUGGAGCUCCUCCUGGGCCAGGUGCAGGGCCUGACCCGGGCCUGCCUGCGGCGCCCGGCCUCCGAGGUGGCCCAGCAACUUGACCACGCCCUGGCCCUGGUGGCCGGGCUCACCGGCACCCACACCGGCCACGCGUACCUGUCCGAGCGCCUCCUCUGCGGCAAGGCCCCGCCCCACCGCUGGGGCGUCGAGCCCGGGCUCCAGACCGGCCCCUCCCCCGCCGAGGGCCCGAUCAACCUCUACUCGACGCUGGACCUGGUGUCGCGCAUGCUGGCCACGGCCGUCGCCACCGCCGCCACCGCCGACACCGCCGACACCGCCGACACCGCCGACACCCCUGACCCGGACCACCCUGCUGCCCCCGGGCCUGCCGGCACGCACCCCCGCUCGCCGGCCGCCCCAUCGGCCACCAGCGACUGGCCCGCAUGGUGGAUCCUGGCCGGGCGCAUCCUGGCCCGGCUGACCGCCCUCCUGUGGCAGCUCCUCCGGGGGAAUGUCUCCGGCUCGGUGCCACUCCUGGCCGCGGUCUUCGGGCCCCUGGACCAGGGCCACUACGCCGAGCCGGCCCCGGCCAGCCCACACACCCCGGCCGACGACCCGCCGCCCGGCCCGGCCGACCGCCUGGCCGACCGCAUGCGCCGGGUCCUGGACCGGCUGCUGUGCGCCGCCGUGGCCGGGAGCGUGGUCCUGGCCGAGGCCGGGCCGCGUGCGCGUUUGGACGCCGCCGCGCGCCGCCUCGCCCCCCCGGCCCCGGCCAGCCCCAUCACCACCGAAGAUGUGGCCCGGCUGGCACUCCAGCUCUGGGCCUUUGUCUUUAUGACCGACCGCGCGGCCCUGCCCCCGUCGUCCGUCCCGCUGGCCGGGCUGGACGCCCUCGCGGCCCGGGUGGCCAACCUCGGCCCCCGGCACUUCCUCGACACCCGGUGCUCGGACGGCGGCCCGGCCACCGCGGCCAGCCUCCCCGGCGACCCGACCGCCUUCGACCAUGAUGACCACCACGAUGACCGCCAUGUGCCAAGCCCCCGGCGCUGCCACUGGGGCUGCCGCCCCGCCGGCCACGCUGGACCCGCCCCCGGUGACCUGGGCUUCCACAGCCACACCCUCGAGCUCCCUCUCCGGCGACUGUAUGUUGUCGGGGUGGGCGACGACGCGCGAGACCGGUGGUAUGGCUGGCGCGCGCCCCUAUCCUCCGAGCGCCGGCGCACGGCCCUCGCCGCCGCCGCCGCCGCCGCCGCCGAGCAAGCUGCCGGGCCCGAGGGCCCCCCGGCCUCGCCGGACCCGUCGGGCUCCUGCUCCCCCGCCCCGGAGGACCCGCUUCUCUUGAGCCCCCUCCUGGCCCCGGCCCAGCCGGUGGUCCUGUAUGCGGACCACUUCCAGGAGGCCGCCCUGGCCGGCUGCCAGGAGCGCCUCCCCCCGGGCAGGUCGGCCUGCUGCACGGUGCAGCCCUGGUCCGAGACCCUGGAGCUGGGGCUGGCCCUGCUCCGGCUCCAUGCCCUGGUGGACACCAGCUUCGUGGCGCGCCUGCUCCUGGCGCCGCGCGGGGCUCCCGCCCACCGGGCCAAUGACCGCGCCACCCCGGACCGCGUGACCCUGUCCCUCUUCGCCUCCAGCCGGCCGGACAAUGCCCUAUCGCGGGUGUGCGCGCGCCUCGGCCUGGCCCUCGACACGGUGGUCGGCUGGCAGGCCAGCCACCUGGCAUGCCGGCGCCCUGGCACCAGCCCCUGCCCCGGGGCCGGCAGCCUGGCCGAGGACGCCUCGCAGCAGCUCGCCCACCGGUGCCCGAGCGCCGACUUUGCCCGCUCCGUCGCGGCCCUGGUUCGUGCCCUCCACUCGCUGGUGCUUACCCCGCUGCGGUACUGGCUCCGUCUGUCGAACCAGCUGUCCUCCGAGGCCGCCGCCGCUGCCGCCGCCGCCGCUGCUGCUGCUGCUGCCACCCAGGCCCGCGGCUCCUCCACUCAGUCUCCCCCGCCGCCGACCGGCAGCCAGGCCGAUGACCAGCCGGCCCGGCCGGCCGACCCGGGCGCCGAGGACUGGAUGAUCCUCUUCCAGUCGCUCUUUUUCGGCGGCAUCACCCGGCAGACGGCCCAGUUUGUCGGCCUGCCGGCGCUCCAGGCGGCCGGCUGCACGCGCUCCGCCUCAGCCCAGAGCCGCUUCCGCGUGGUCCUCCAGGCAGUCGCCAAUUGCCGACUUCUGGCCGAGGUCCUUCGCGGCCUCCCUUGUCCUUGUAUGCCCCCGGGCGCGACGGCCCACACCGCGUGCGCUCCUGCCCCGACCGGCGGCGCCGGCACUGGCCGUGCCGAUGUCCUCGCCCGCCUGUCAGCCUACUCCUCAGCCCUCCUGUCUCAGACCCCGGCCAUGUGCCACCUGGAGGUGUUCGCAUGUUGCGUUGAAAUCCAAAACCACCUCAGCAUCUAGCACCAAAUACACCAUAGAUUCCAGUCAUGUGUCGGCACGUGAUGACGUGGAC
This is a messenger RNA of Fonticula alba, 3495 nucleotides long. RefSeq lists its product as hypothetical. The transcript is spliced from 4 exons. The record is from RefSeq and is a predicted model, not a curated record. NCBI's taxonomy places the organism in Eukaryota, Rotosphaerida, Fonticulaceae. Bases 36 to 3443 code for a protein of 1135 amino acids.